Messenger RNA from Ascoidea rubescens DSM 1968, 774 nucleotides. RefSeq lists its product as uncharacterized. The record is from RefSeq and is a predicted model, not a curated record. Lineage: Eukaryota; Fungi; Ascomycota; Saccharomycetes; Ascoideales; Ascoideaceae. The coding region runs from base 1 to 774 and encodes 257 amino acids. The transcript has a single exon.
AUGUCUCACGAUUACCUAACUGCUGCUGACGAAGUUCCUCCCGAACCAAUUCGAACUCCAGAUAUCUUUCAAAACUACCCAGAUAACGAGGACGACGCCUCUGUCAUUAACAAUCCUCCUCAAAAACCAUUUCUAUUGAAAAGAAGAUCAUCCACUUUCUACAAAGAUGCUUUGCUAAAGAACAAAUCAAUCAAAGAAAGCGUCAAUGGCGCUGCCAUCGCUGUUAACGAUGAGAGAAUACUUCCCGAUGAAGAUGCUGAUAACCAAACCGAUAAAUCAGAUAAUAUAUCCUACCAAAUGAAUGUGGGCUACAACAAGUACAGAUCGAAUUCAAAUUCCUUCUAUAAAAACAAUGAAAAGAAUCAAAAUCAAAAACAAAAUGACGAAGAAAUAAUAACUACUCAAAUCAAUGGAAUUUCUUUUGGCACUGACAACGAUCAAGUCAAUAAAAACCACUUGGACAACUACAAGUAUAAUAACAAUUUUUAUAACAAUAAAAAAGGUAAUGACAACAAUUUGAACACUUCAUUCGAUACUAAUUUUCAAGAAAAUGAUAAAAGCUUUAUAGUAUCUGGUAUGUCUUCGUCAAUAAUUUCACCAGUUCCGCUAUCUUCUAAUAACAUUUUGUUAUGCGAUAAUAGUAGUUUUGAUAAUAAGGAUAUCAAGAAAAACCAUUUAAUUGACUUGAAUAGUAUCGACAAACCAACUUUAUUAAAGAAAAACAGUUUUAGUUAUAACGACUUUAAAAGAAAAAUGUAUUAUGAUAAAUAUUAA